AUGUCCCCUGACUCCUGGGCCCCACAUCUGAACCGCUACCGCCCACCCGCGGGUGCCUUCAGGGUUGCCAACACCCCUGUGUCCCCAGACUGUGGGAAGCCUCAGCAGCUGAACCGGGUCGUGGGUGGUGAGGACAGCAUGGAUGCCCAGUGGCCUUGGAUUGUUAGCAUCCUCAAGAAUGGUACCCACCACUGUGCAGGCUCCUUGCUCACCAACCGUUGGGUGGUCACAGCUGCACACUGCUUCAGGAGCAAUGUGGACACACCUUCUCUCUUCUCAAUAUUGUUAGGGGCCUGGCAGCUGGGGAACCCAGGCCCUAGGUCCCAGAAAGUAGGUGUUGCUUCGGUGCUGCCCCACCCCAGGUAUUCUUUGAAGGAGGGAACCCGUGCAGACAUUGCGCUGGUGCGGCUGGAACACUCCAUUCGGUUCUCUGAGCGAAUCCUGCCCAUCUGCCUUCCUGACUCCUCUGUCCGGCUCCUUCCCAACACCGACUGCUGGAUCGCAGGCUGGGGAAGCAUUCGUGAUGGAGUGCCCCUGCCCCACCCUCAGACCCUUCAGAAGUUGAAGGUGCCCAUCAUCGACUCCGAAGUCUGCAAACGUUUGUACUGGCGGGGCGCGGGGCAGGAAGCCAUCGCUGAGGACAUGCUGUGUGCCGGUUACCUGGAAGGGGAGCGGGAUGCUUGCUUGGGCGACUCUGGGGGUCCCCUAAUGUGUCAGGUGGAUGACGCCUGGUUACUGACUGGCAUUAUCAGCUGGGGAGAGGGCUGCGCUGAACGCAACCGGCCCGGCGUGUACACCAGCCUCAUCGCUCACCGCUCCUGGGUGCAGAGGAUCGUGCAAGGGGUGCAGCUGCGCGGGCACUUGGUGGACCAUGGGAACACUGGGAGCUCUCCUAAGCUGGCAGCCUCCGGAGCUCUCUCGGCUGUAAAUACGUUUUCUACCUCCGGGAGGCGCCCACGGCCUGCACAGGAGAGCAAGGAAGUCUUAGCCCCGCCCACAGUGAGGCCCCGCCCCUCAAUCGAGAAAACACACACUCGUCUCCCCCUCUCUCAAUGAUUUUUUAGUUAUUUGUAAAUAACUUGUAAAUACAUAUUUGUAAAACCAUGCCCACAUAU
Messenger RNA from Acomys russatus (golden spiny mouse), 1115 nucleotides. Its product is annotated as brain-specific serine protease 4-like. The transcript is spliced from 6 exons. Gene Ontology annotation, biological process: proteolysis. Lineage: Eukaryota; Metazoa; Chordata; Mammalia; Rodentia; Muridae. The coding region runs from base 1 to 1056 and encodes 351 amino acids. Gene Ontology annotation, molecular function: serine-type endopeptidase activity. The record is from RefSeq and is a predicted model, not a curated record.